UGCGGGAGGCAGCAACCGGGAGAAAGGUGUAGGGGGGCCGGGACCUGCCGACUCCUGAGUCCGGGGGCGGGGCGGGGAGUGGCAGGGCCCUGGCGGCUGGCGCCCGGUGAAGCGCUAAAGCGGGUCACGCUUCCUCCUUCCCUCCCAGUCCUUUCUUCUCCUCCCACCUGGGCCUCUGCGUGGGGACGCGCACCUGGCAACCGGCGGCCGCGCUCCGCCGCGCCCCCACCUUCUCCGCUCUGGCCGGGCGCCCCGAGCCUGCCCUGCACCCCGAGCCCGCCCCCGGCGCCCGCCCCUCGCCUCUCUACCGGCCCCACGCUCCCUGGGGGCGGCCUCGAGCGCUCGCUCGUUGAUGCCGUUUUGGGGGUGACCCGGCGCGGCGGAGGCGGCGGCGGCGCCUCCACGGUGGGGGCGUGUUAGUGGCCGCGGCUUUGCGGGACGUCGGGUGUGUAGCUGCGGGGCGGCAGGGCGGCCAGCCGGCGAGACCGCGCGUGCAGCUCGGGUUUCGGGACGCUGGAGGAGAGCGCCCCGGCCGCGCGGGAGCGGGACAUGUGGGAGCUCAGGCAACGGGGAGGCUGCCCCGGUCCCGGGGGAGCGGUGGCGCCGCCACCCCGCGAGGGAGAGGCGGCCGGCGGCGACCACGAAACCGAGAGCACCAGUGACAAAGAAACAGAUAUUGAUGACAGAUAUGGAGAUUUGGAUUCCAGAACAGAUUCUGAUAUUCCAGAAAUUCCACCAUCCUCAGAUAGAACCCCUGAGAUCCUCAAGAAAGCUCUAUCUGGUUUGUCUUCAAGGUGGAAAAACUGGUGGAUUCGUGGAAUUCUUACUCUAACUAUGAUUUCAUUGUUUUUCCUGAUCAUCUAUAUGGGAUCCUUUAUGCUGAUGCUUCUUGUUCUAGGCAUCCAAGUGAAGUGCUUCCAUGAAAUUAUCACUAUAGGGUACAGAGUCUAUCGUUCUUAUGACCUACCUUGGUUUAGAACACUAAGCUGGUACUUUUUACUGUGUGUAAACUACUUUUUCUAUGGAGAGACUGUAGCUGAUUAUUUUGCUACAUUUGUUCAAAGAGAAGAGCAACUUCAGUUCCUCAUUCGCUACCACAGAUUUAUAUCAUUUGCCCUCUAUCUGGCAGGUUUCUGCAUGUUUGUGCUGAGCUUGGUGAAGAAACAUUAUCGUCUGCAGUUUUAUAUGUUCGCAUGGACUCAUGUCACUUUACUGAUAACAGUUACUCAGUCACAUCUUGUCAUCCAAAAUCUGUUUGAAGGCAUGAUAUGGUUCCUUGUUCCAAUAUCAAGUGUUAUUUGCAAUGACAUAACUGCUUACCUUUUUGGAUUUUUUUUUGGAAGAACUCCAUUAAUUAAGUUGUCUCCUAAAAAGACUUGGGAAGGAUUCAUUGGCGGUUUCUUUUCCACAGUCAUCUUUGGAUUCAUUGCCGCUUACGUGCUAUCCAAAUACCAGUACUUUGUCUGCCCGGUGGAAUACCGAAGUGAUGUAAACUCCUUCGUUACAGAAUGUGAACCCUCAGAACUUUUCCAGCUUCAGAGUUAUUCACUUCCUCCCUUUUUGAAGGCAUUGUUGAGACGGGAAACAGUAAGCUUGUAUCCUUUCCAGAUACACAGCAUUGCUCUUUCCACAUUUGCAUCUUUGAUUGGCCCAUUUGGAGGAUUCUUUGCCAGCGGAUUCAAAAGAGCUUUCAAAAUCAAGGAUUUUGCAAACACCAUUCCUGGACAUGGCGGGAUAAUGGACAGAUUUGAUUGUCAGUAUUUGAUGGCAACUUUUGUGCAUGUGUACAUCACAAGUUUUAUAAGGGGUCCAAAUCCCAGCAAAGUGCUACAGCAGUUGUUGGUGCUUCAACCAGAACAGCAGUUAAAUGUAUACAAAGUGCUGAAGACUCAUCUCAUUGAGAAGGGAAUCCUACAGCCCACCUUGAAGGUAUAACUGGAUCUGGAGAGGGAAGGACUGACAGUAAAGAAUUCUACAGGAAAGCACCGACAGAUGAAAUUUUGUAAUUGUACAGAAAAAUGUUGAAAAUGCAAUAGAUUGAAGUUUUACAGACAUGAAUGUUUCUUCUCUGAAAUUACUGUGAAUAUUUAACACUUACUUGAUCUAAGUUAUGAAAUAAGUAGCAAAUGCCAGGCAAAAUAUCCUGUACUUUUUCUAAGUGUAUUUUCUGAUGUUAACUUCCUUCCCAUUACUUGCUAGGUUUCAUCACUUAAAAGACUUGUGUUUUAAAGAGUCAUAACACUAUGAGUAAAUUGAGGAUGUCUUGAGAUUGCACCUGGCAGUGUGCCCUUUGCACAAAUAUUUACUUUUGUAGUCGGAGCUGCUCUUCAUUUCAGCAAAAUGUUUUAUGUAAGGCACAAUAGGAAGUUAGUUCUCCUCUACUUCCUCCUCUUCCAGUCUGAAGUAUUUUCUGAAGGGCUGAGUUGGAUCCAAAAAAGAAAGACUGUCCACUUUUCAAAGAAGUAAGUAAUCAUUUGCCAGGGAAAAACAUGCCACUUUUAGGUAAGUAAGUUUGAAAUUCAAAAGAGAGAGGCUGAAUUUUCUACCAUUAUUGGUUUGCCAGAAAGAGCAGACAUCACACUCUACUUUGAUCGAAUUGUUUGGAAAAACAUAACCUUCUCAAAAACUUUCAAGAGAAACACAGGAGAAUUCUGCUAUGAAGAACACAUGUUCCCAUCCUCCACCCAUGAUCGCAACAGACAGUAACUCAGGAGGCAGCACUGGACGAUGACACGUGCAUAGCCCACCUCUCGGUUGAGUUCUCCGCUUUUGUUUCCCUGUGAACUGGUUUCCAUAAGUUCUGUAGCCACGAGCAUCAGUACAUAGGGUAGUGAGUAGGGGUGGUGACUGAGGCAGAGCAGGGGGUGCUCAGCUGAGCGAGAGUGACCCGUCUCUGGAUGCGGCUCAGCACGCCUGGGUCCUGGGCACCUACCUCUUGGUUCCCGUGAAGCCCACUGGACACUCACCUGGGAAGAAGCGAGAUCUGCCUGGAAACCCAGUCCCAGACUAACUCCAUGGCAUGGUAGCAGCUAAUUUUUGUCGCAUUCUUCUUUCACAUCAUGUCAGAAAAUCUGAGGCCAUCAGCUGAUUUUUUUUUUUUUUUCUUUCAACAAUGAAAAUCAAGCAGAAGUGAUUCCCACCAAGAACAAAAAGCACACGAAUGCCAAACCUUUCCUUUGGUGGACUGGACACUGUAACCAGAUGAGAAUAAAUUUCUUCUCAGUGGAUGUAAAUAAGCUAUUGUUGCUGUGUGCUCUCUACAGCUGUAUUUAUUGUAUUGAACAGUCAGCAGUGAAACCUUCAAAUAUUGCCUAAUGCUCCUUGGCUAAAUGUUCAGAGGAAAGAUAGAUAGAUAUAUUUUAAAGAAUGUUUUGCUAAUGAAAAGAGUAAAUAGUUUUGUUUAAAUCAGAAACAAAUUUCAAUUCUUUUAUAUUUCUGUUCUACUACUCUACUUAAAAAAAAAAAAAAUCGCAGAUAUGCCUGGGUUCCACAGAUGUAAUCUGUAACUAGCAGCCUCAUGUGUACUACAUGAUUACGGUGGAUACAGUUAAAGUCAGUCCCAAGAGUCUCAUUUCUUGGUUUGGCAUGCACUCAGUUCAUCGCCACUGGAUGUGUGCAGUCAGCAUUAUUUCACACUAUUCCAUAAAAAUUUAGAAUUGGCAUUGGAGGUGUUACUACAGAAGGAAGUGAUCAUUUUUAAAAUCAGGCUACCUUCAAGUUAAUUUUCAACAUUGCUCAUAUUUACUUGCUGCAUUAAAAGCUCCAAAUGUAGAUCAUAAAAGAAUUUACUUACCAAAAUUUUAAAAAUAAAAUGAAAAUUUUGUAAUAGGAACUUAUGUUGAAAACUUGGUGAAUUGCACCAUAAGAACUUGGAGAUACGCAGUUCCCUCUGCAUUUUUCUUUAAAGUGAUGAGUGAGGCACUGCAAAACAGAAUUAUGAGCACAUUACUGAAUAUAUAUUAUAAAAUCAAUAUUAUGGUAAACAAAAUAUGAAGCUAGAAAUAUUUGGGGUCACAGUAAUAGCUAUCCUCAAAUACAUUUAGAGUUGGGUGUAUAUUAUUCUAUAUGUAAAAAAGUAAAUUCUUAAUCUUAACAGCGCUCUAAAGGUUGACGUUUUUAGUGUACUUUUAUAGCAUGUAUAUUAAAAUAGAAUAUAUUUUAUCAAGAAUAUACUUUAGCAAAGAUUGCCAUAAAACCCUGACUUUGAUCAUUUUUAUAUUUGCACUCUGAAGAGGGUUUAAAUUCCAGUGUAGCAAUGUGAUGGCAGAAAAAUGAAAGACUAGGAACUUCCGUUACAGUAAUGGCUUAUUGUUCCAAAUUUGCUAUUUGGAGAGGUACUCUAAUGGUACUAACUGCUUAGUACAAAUGUUUCCUCCGUGCUUUUCCCCUUGUGGUGGUGGGUAUACAUUUUACUGUCUGAGAAUAAAAAGACCACACCUACACGCACACACACACCACCGUUUUAUUCUCAUUUAUAGUAUCUCUUCAUUUGUAAUUUGGUUUGCACAAAGAUAGUAUCACCUUGUUCAGGGGAAAAGAAAAAGUGGAAACAGUGUAUAUAUACUGUAUAUGGGUGGGAGAUAGAUAGCUUAUGAUAUGUGUCAAUCAGUUCUCUGAACCUUUUACUGAAACUGAGAUAGAUAGGAAAAUAAAACUGAAACAAAUCACAUUUUGACUCUGUUGUGCCAUUUUCUCUUUGGAGAGGAAACAUUCAUUCAACUAGUCUUUACAAAAUGACAACUACAGAAAUAUUGUAUACUGUGUAUAUUUCAUCACUGAUACCUACAGUGACAUC
This is a messenger RNA of Balaenoptera ricei (Rice's whale), 4795 nucleotides long. It is a transcript of the gene CDS1, whose product is annotated as CDP-diacylglycerol synthase 1. The transcript has 13 exons. Lineage: Eukaryota; Metazoa; Chordata; Mammalia; Artiodactyla; Balaenopteridae. The record is from RefSeq and is a predicted model, not a curated record. Gene Ontology annotation, molecular function: phosphatidate cytidylyltransferase activity. Bases 550 to 1935 code for a protein of 461 amino acids. Gene Ontology annotation, cellular component: endoplasmic reticulum membrane.